Molecule: messenger RNA, 2174 nt
Organism: Aphanomyces astaci
Lineage: Eukaryota; Oomycota; Saprolegniomycetes; Saprolegniales; Verrucalvaceae
Product: fumarate hydratase, mitochondrial
Exons: 2
Coding region: 265-1728 (487 amino acids)
Biological process (GO): malate metabolic process; tricarboxylic acid cycle; fumarate metabolic process
Cellular component (GO): mitochondrion; tricarboxylic acid cycle heteromeric enzyme complex
Molecular function (GO): fumarate hydratase activity
Source: RefSeq, a predicted model, not a curated record
ACGAGAACUGCUUGGGGUAUAAGAGAAAUACGACGAAAGGUCUGAGCAUAGGUUCAUAAGCACUACCGUAGCUUGAUAACCCGACUUGGCGCCGUUACGCUGAUGCGUCGCCUCCACUUGUUAUUCGGUCCUGCUUAAUUCCUGCGAUUUGAUUGGCUGAAUGGGAGGUGCAUUCGUGAAUCGGAUUGGUCGAUAGGAUUCCACGGUUUUUCAAUCAAAUGAUGUGGCUGACUUCACUUUUGCUUUUUGAAUCGCAUCGCCACCAUGUUGUCCCGAAGCCUGCCUCGUUCGUCUGCGCUCUUCCGCGGCCAAGUGGCGCGCCUGUCCACCGCGGCCGGUGUCCGCGUGGAAACCGAUUCCCUCGGAAAGGUCGACGUGGACGCGUCCAAGUACUGGGGCGCGCAAACCCAGCGCUCCUUGGAGAACUUUCCCAUCGGCGGCGACCGCGAACGCAUGCCGAUGCCAGUGAUCAAGGCCAUGGGCAUUGUCAAGAAGUGCGCCGCCAAGUACAACUUGAAAUUGGGCAAGUUGGACAAGGCGAUCGCGGAAAACAUCAUCAAGGCCGCCGACGACGUCAUCGCGGGCAAGUUGGACGACCAUUUCCCCUUGGUGGUGUUCCAAACCGGAUCGGGCACCCAAUCCAACAUGAACACGAACGAAGUGAUCUCGAACCGCGCGAUUGAGUUCAUGGGCGGCGAGCUCGGGUCCAAGUCGCCCGUGCACCCGAACGACCACGUCAACAUGGGUCAAUCGUCCAACGACUCAUUCCCCACCGCCAUGCACAUCGCGGCUGUCCUGGAAAUCCACCGCGUGUUGCUUCCUGGUCUGCGCAAGCUGCAUGCCGCGCUCGACGCCAAGGUCACCGAGUUCGACGACAUCAUCAAGAUUGGCCGCACGCACACGCAGGACGCGACCCCCAUGACCCUCGGCCAAGAGUUCUCGGGGUACCGCGAACAGAUCGCGUACUCGAUUCAGCGCGUGGAAGCCGUGUUGCCCAACUUGUACAAGCUCGCGCUGGGCGGCACCGCCGUCGGCACGGGCCUCAACACCACCAAGGGCUACGACAAGGAGAUCGCAGCGAUCAUUGCGGACGAGACCAAGCUCCCGUUUGUGACGGCGCCCAACAAGUUUGAAGCGCUGGCGGCCAACGACGCGGUCGUGGAGGCGUCCGGCGCACUCAACACGAUCGCAUGCUCGCUCAUGAAGAUUGCCAACGACAUCCGGUUCCUCGGCAGCGGGCCCCGCAGCGGCCUCGGCGAACUCAACCUCCCCGCGAACGAACCCGGGUCGUCCAUCAUGCCCGGCAAGGUCAACCCGACGCAGUGCGAGGCCAUCACGAUGGUGUGUGCGCAAGUGAUUGGCAAUCACGUGGCGGUGACCGUGGGCGGGUCGAACGGCCACUUUGAACUGAACGUGUUCAAGCCCGUGAUGAUCUCCAACCUGAUCUCGUCCAUCCGACUCAUCGGCGACAGCGCCGUGGCGUUCACCGACAACUGCGUUGUGGGCAUCGAAGCCAACCGCGACACGAUCGACCGCCUCAUGAAGAACUCGCUCAUGCUGGUCACGGCCCUCAACCCGCACAUCGGGUACGACAAGGCAUCCAAGGCGGCCAAGAAGGCGCACACCGAAGGCACGACCCUCAAGGAAGCCGUGCUCGCCCUCGAGUACUUGACGUCCGACGAGUUUGACCGCUACGUCCGCCCCGAAGACAUGAUCGGACCCAAGUAACAUGUUUCCAACAACAAGGCACUUUAUGUGUAUAGACGAGUUUAUUGCCAUCUUGUACGGGAUGGGAUGGUUGCAUGUCACUUGGUGCCUGCGAUCAAGAUAUAUAGACCGACGCACCUGCAUCAACUUGCCAUAGCGUUCGUGACCCGCUGCCGUAAAGAACCACAUCAUCCACCUCUAGUCUAGAGAUCAUGGAGGUACAGGGCCAAGAGCACAUUCAAGUCAUUCAUACACAGGGGGGCACUUACAGGGCCGUGGCGGCCAGCAUAGGGUUGAUGUCAUGGGCAAGGGAGACAACGAUACUCCCAAGCGUGUAAGCGUGAUGCUGUAGAGUACGCUAACACGCUUGGGAGUAUCGUUGCGAUCGAUGGAGCAGAGGCACAAAAGCAGCGCCAUAACCCCGAGACGGGAGAUCGCACUGGCAUUGCGACAUUAGAUAACGUCGC